Nicotiana tabacum (common tobacco) is the source of this 1007-nucleotide messenger RNA. RefSeq lists its product as uncharacterized. Lineage: Eukaryota; Viridiplantae; Streptophyta; Magnoliopsida; Solanales; Solanaceae. The record is from RefSeq and is a predicted model, not a curated record.
CCACAGCCUUAGUUGUCAACUCACUCUUUUAUCAUCUUGCUCCUCUUCAUAUGAUCAUUUCAUAUAAUACUUCUUUUUAUUUCCACAUUUUUCUUCCUUUCUUUUUUCUGUUACGUUCCUCGACAAAAAACACCGUCUUUUCCUUCUUUAUUUUGUCUUCUUAUUCCUCUAUCUCAUAACACACACACACACAAGAGAAGCAAGCCGAUAAAAAGAAGAAAAUCGCAUUAUAAUCAGUGUAAAAACACUACUAAUUUGCAGGACAGAGGUGGUGAUUUCAAGAAUCAGAAGUAAGAAUAAUGGACGGUGAAGAUAGGCCGAGGACAAUGUGGAGAAACUUGAAAGAACGGUUGGGAUUCACUGGGCUAGCCUGCUGUGGGUCCACUUGGAACCUGAGAAUAUCGGACAUGACGAUAAGAGAAGAAGAAGAAGCAGAGGAGGCCCAAAUACAGGCCCAAUUAUUUGGUGAAGAAGAGCCCAUGAUCGUGGCCCAUCAAGGGAGCGUGAACCUUGCUACAGCUCUGGCGGCAGAGCGUCGAUUCCGGAGCGUGGGUGCCACGGCGAAACUGAAGACGUUGAUGAGGUUGUUUGAGGAAACAGACGGAGGAGAUGAGAAGAGGAGUCUUAAGUUGUCCAGUAAAGAAGGAGGUGGAGUUGAUGAGAUGUGCUGCGUGUGCAUGGAGAGGAAUAAAGGCGCGGCGUUUAUUCCCUGCGGACAUACCUACUGUAGGGUUUGCUCCAGAGAGGUGUGGUUGAACAGAGGCUUGUGUCCGCUUUGUAACCGUUCCAUUAAUGAGAUUCUCAAUAUUUUCUGAGAUUUGUCUCUCAUUGUUUGUCAUUUUACUUCAAUUUCUAUAGGUUUUCAUUUUCAUCAUUUUGAUUUUGAUUUUCUUCUUGGUUGAUUCAAAGAGGAGUUAUGUCUUCACUCCUUUUCAUUGUUUAGGAAUUUUUGUGUAGGAAAAUUCUUACCGGAAACAAGUGAAGUGAAGAAAUGAAAAGAAUUUAAC